AUGUAUUAUUGGGAACAAGAACUCAUCGCUACACUACGCGAUCAACAAGAAAUCUAUGGCAGACGUCUCGAUCAAAUCUUUCUCACAUGGAACAAAUCGGAGGAAGCUCUUCAUCAACUUAUCGAAACGAUAAAUACAGCAUCCAAUAGGUAUCAUUUUCAUCUGACGAUAACGAUCAACAAGAACAACAUUACUUAUCUUGAUGUCAAUAUGAGUCAUAUUGGUCGUCGAUUGAGAACAACAGUAGCACAUAACAUCACAACGCAUCCGUAUGCACUACCCUAUGUCUAUGGUCAUCGAACAUCGCGUGUCCUUACUCUAUUACGAUCGUGUUUAAUGCGCGCUGCUCUGUGUUGUUCAGAAUUCUAUGAUUUUAUUAAUGAAUGUCAUGAUAUACAGGGUCUCGCCUUGUUUCUACACGAUUUUCAUGUCGACGAACUACGAUUGGAUCUUAACGAAGCAGUUUAUAAUUCUCGUCUUUAUGUACAGUUACGUCAAAAUAUUUUUCAAGCCAUUCAUGAGCCGCCAACAACAACAACAACAACAACAAACACACAAACAGAGCAGUGA
Adineta ricciae is the source of this 570-nucleotide messenger RNA. The record is from the annotation of a GenBank genome assembly. NCBI's taxonomy places the organism in Eukaryota, Metazoa, Rotifera, Eurotatoria, Adinetida, Adinetidae.